Messenger RNA from Carica papaya (papaya), 2293 nucleotides. RefSeq names its product dynamin-like protein (gene DL1). Gene Ontology annotation, biological process: receptor-mediated endocytosis. Gene Ontology annotation, molecular function: GTPase activity; microtubule binding; GTP binding. NCBI's taxonomy places the organism in Eukaryota, Viridiplantae, Streptophyta, Magnoliopsida, Brassicales, Caricaceae. Gene Ontology annotation, cellular component: cytoplasm; microtubule; plasma membrane. The record is from RefSeq and is a predicted model, not a curated record.
UCACAAUUACAUUUCUCUCUCUCUCUCUCUCUCUCUCUCUCUCUCUCUCUACUCCGUCAUUUUAAACUUCCAAAUCCUCUCUCUCUCGGCAGAGGGCGUAUCACCAUCACAGAUCUCUCAUCUCAACGGCGACGCUUUUCCGCCGGGAACCUAUCGGAUCCACUUGAUCGCGCUGUUAUCUGUCGCCGGCGCUGAUUUCUUACUUCGCACCGACCUCUCAGGAAAAUGGAGAAUCUAAUUUCUCUGGUCAACAAAAUACAGAGAGCAUGUACAGCGCUUGGUGACCAUGGAGAUACAAGUGCAUUGCCUACUCUUUGGGACUCCUUGCCCGCGAUCGCCGUCGUCGGUGGUCAGAGUUCAGGGAAGUCGUCGGUGCUGGAGAGCAUUGUGGGCAAGGACUUCUUGCCCCGAGGAUCUGGGAUUGUUACUCGUCGUCCCCUUGUCCUGCAGCUGCAUAAGAGUGAGGAAGGCAGCAGAGAAUACGCAGAGUUUCUUCACCUUCCGAGAAAACGAUUCACCGAUUUCUCUGCUGUGCGGAAGGAGAUUCAAGAUGAGACUGACCGAGAAACUGGCCGCACCAAACAAAUUUCUAGUGUUCCAAUUCAUCUCAGUAUAUAUUCUCCUAAUGUUGUCAACUUGACACUUAUCGAUCUUCCUGGGCUUACAAAAGUAGCAGUUGAGGGUCAACCAGACAGUAUUGUGCAGGAUAUUGAAAAUAUGGUCCGGUCCUACAUUGAAAAGCCCAACUGUAUUAUUUUGGCAAUUUCACCAGCCAACCAAGAUCUUGCUACGUCAGAUGCAAUUAAAAUUUCGCGUGAGGUGGAUCCUACAGGGGAGAGGACACUUGGAGUCUUGACGAAGAUUGAUCUUAUGGACAAGGGAACUGAUGCAGUCGAUAUACUGGAAGGGAAAGCUUACCGACUAAAAUUUCCUUGGGUUGGUGUCGUGAAUCGUUCACAAGCAGAUAUCAACAAGAAUGUUGAUAUGAUUGCUGCUCGACGUCGAGAGAGAGAGUACUUUGCUAAUACCCCAGAAUAUAAGCACCUUGCUCAUAGAAUGGGCUCUGAGCAUCUAGCAAAAGUGCUUUCAAAGCAUUUGGAAACUGUAAUCAAGUCCAGAAUCCCUGGCAUCCAAUCCCUUAUUAAUAAAACAAUUAUAGAACUUGAAACUGAAUUGAGUCGCCUUGGAAAGCCUAUUGCAGCUGAUGCUGGGGGGAAAUUGUACUCAAUCAUGGAGAUUUGUCGUCUUUUUGAUCAGAUAUAUAAGGAGCAUCUUGAUGGAGUGCGCCCUGGUGGUGAUAAAAUUUACAAUGUUUUCGAUAACCAACUUCCUGCUGCGCUUAAAAGGUUGCAAUUUGACAAGCAACUCUCCAUGGAAAAUAUUCGGAAGCUCAUCACUGAAGCUGAUGGAUAUCAGCCUCAUUUAAUAGCUCCUGAGCAAGGAUACCGACGCCUGAUUGAAUCUUCUUUGAUCACUAUCAGAGGUCCUGCUGAGGCAGCUGUAGAUGCGGUUCAUGCAAUACUGAAGGAUCUCAUCCACAAAGCUAUCAGCGAGACUCCAGAGCUAAAGCAGUACCCUGCUCUUCGAGUGGAGGUUACAAAUGCAGCUUGUGAUUCACUUGAAAGAAUGCGGGAAGAAAGCAAAAAGGCAACACUUAAGCUGGUUGACAUGGAGUGUAGCUAUCUGACUGUCGAUUUCUUCCGGAAGCUUCCACAAGAUGUGGACAAGGGUGGCAACCCAACACAUUCAAUUUUUGAUAGAUACAAUGAUUCUUAUCUGAGGCGAAUUGGAACAACCGUAUUGUCUUAUGUCAAUAUGGUCUGUGCAAGUCUUCGCAACUCCAUUCCCAAGUCUGUGGUUUACUGUCAAGUUCGGGAGGCAAAACGAAGCUUACUCGAUCAUUUCUUCACUGAGUUGGGCAAACUGGAUCAAAAGCGUUUGUCAGCCUUGUUGAAUGAAGAUCCUGCAAUCAUGGAGCGACGGAGUGCCCUUGCAAAGAGGCUCGAGUUAUACAGGAGUGCACAGGCAGAAAUUGAUUCAGUGGCUUGGUCUAAGUAGAUAUACUAUAUUUUCAAUCAACUUUUUUUUCAUGCAGAAAUGUGUCAAUUCUUUGAUUUAUACGGAGGAGGAAGGAGACUGUAUUUUGUAGUAGUAAUACACAUCCAACGUCUGUUAUCAAUAUCUCUUAAUUUGUCACCGUUGCUACAAACGUAAAAUAUACAGGCUUUUCCAGAGAUCGUAACGAUACCUGUUAUCAGUAUCUCUUAAUCUGUUAUCAAUGCUCCUUAUAAGU